UCACAGGAGAGCGUGGAAAACACGCGAUGUUUGAAGAGACUUCUGUCGUAAACCCCAUUUAACUGUUUAACUCUCACUCACCGGGCUUUAUCGCUACAUAACAUUCAUAUUUAUUUAGUGGGGCCGACGAAGAUUUUUUUUACGUAAACGACGAAGAUGCAGCCUGCAACAGCUAAAUGGUAUGACAGACGAGACUCUGUUUUUGUAGAGUUCUGCGUGGAGGACAGUAAAGAUGUGAAAAUAAAAUUCAACAAAUCAAAAUUUGAUUUUAGCUGUGUCAGUGGAACAGAUGAUCUCAAACACCACAAUGCAGUUGAGCUUUUUGGGGAAAUUGACUCCAAAGAAUCCAAGCACAGGCGCACUGACAGGUCUGUGUUGUGCUGUUUACGAAAAGCCGAGGUUGGAAAGUCAUGGCCAAGACUUACCAAAGACAAGGCAAAGUGCAAGUGGCUGAGUGUGGAUUUCAAUAAUUGGAAAGACUGGGAAGACGAUUCAGAUGAAGACAUGUCAAGUUUUGACAAAUUUUCAGAGAUGAUGAACAGCAUGGGCGGUGAUGAUCUACCCGAUUUAGAUGGAGCAGAUGAAGAGCAUGAUUCUGCAGACAGCGAUGAUGAAAAAAUGCCGGACCUUGAGUAGACGCACAUGGAGACAUGUCAGUAGUUAAAGUGAAUCUAUCGAAGACGGAGACUAGACCUACGUUGGAGAAGAAUUUUUCUACUCAGUUUCCAAAGCGACUCUCUUCAAGGGAGUGACAGAGAGUGACUAUUUGAUACAGAAAUGCACAGACAUCCAUAGCAACAUUCAGUGCUGUGCUUUGACGUUUUGUUCUGCAUGGACAGUCAUGUUCAAAUGAAAAUGUUAUUGUUCCUUGACUUAAUUGACUGUAAUGGGAUGUGCUGAUGUCUUACACCUUAUCUCUCCGUUUCCUUUGCAAUGUUAGAUUAUGUAUUAAACAUUGUGAUUUAUCAUAAGACAACAACAAAAAAGCUCAAAAUGCAUAUUUUCCAACAAGGUAGUGUUUUUUUUAAAUUGUUUUAAAUUUAUUUUAUUUUUUAAAUAACAGAUUUCCACCUUUUAAUGUUUGUAUUGUAAAUUACACUUAUGUUAAUUUAAAAGGCAAGAGUUCUGCUUUAAAUGGUUUGUCCAGUGUAAACCAACAUUUGCAAAUAUUUAACAAUGAUUUCUUUUUUUUUUUUUAAACAAUGUUUCAGCAUUUAAAAUAAACACAUGCUUGUGCAACUUGGUUUCUGUUGAGGUUGUGGUAGUGGAGUGAUGAUACAUUAUUUUCAGAGUACAGCUUUUGAGAAGGUGUAUUCCCUCCCCCCUCUCUGUGGUACAAUAUGGAAAAUCAAACAGUUGUAGGUUGAUUUGGAAAAACCAAACAACUAUUUCCAUAUCCCUACUGAAGUGAUACAUCCCACUUAGUCUGUGAAUAAUUACCCACACACCUUAUAAAUGUUUAUGACAUGCCACAAAGAAUGCUUUGGGCGCUCUUGUUUUGACUUGUCAGACACCUCAGUGUUUGUCUAAUGCAGCGAGACUAUAAAAAUACAUUUCUAAUAAACUUUAACCUUGGUUAAACUG
Molecule: messenger RNA, 1584 nt
Organism: Cololabis saira (Pacific saury)
Lineage: Eukaryota; Metazoa; Chordata; Actinopteri; Beloniformes; Belonidae
Gene: ptges3a
Product: prostaglandin E synthase 3a (cytosolic)
Exons: 8
Coding region: 157-636 (159 amino acids)
Biological process (GO): telomerase holoenzyme complex assembly; chaperone-mediated protein complex assembly; protein folding
Cellular component (GO): nucleus; cytosol
Molecular function (GO): protein-folding chaperone binding; prostaglandin-E synthase activity; Hsp90 protein binding
Source: RefSeq, a predicted model, not a curated record